UGGGGUCAAGCAGCCUGGCAGUGUCGAGGGUCACCGCCCCCCUCGUGGUUGCAUUGUGUCGUCGCAAGAGCACCAGACUCACGGCUGUCAUCGGGGGUCUCGUCAUGGCCCUCGCCGUCCUCUUCGCCUCCUUCGCCCUACACCUACACCAGGUAUUUCUCAGCUAUGGCUUGGUGCUGGGUGUGGGCGUGGGCAUGACGCGCGAGGCCGCCAACCUCAUGCUAGGCCAGUACUUCAGGCGGCGGAGGGAGUUCGUCGAGAUCAUCGCCCAGUCCGGCUGCGGUAUCGGCGUCACCCUCUUCUCCGUUUUCUUUAAGGAGGCGAUAAGGUCAGUUGGGUGGCGGCUGGGGCUGCAGGCCGUGACUGGGGUCGUCUUCUCCAGCUUCUUCCUGGGGAUCUUCUAUAGGUCAGCCUCCCUUUACCACCCCCAGCGGCGCGCCAUACUGCACCUCAAGAACCAAAAGAGGAAGCAAGUGAAGGACAAGUAUAAAGUGGACUCCGAGAAGCCUCCAUAUUUUGACCUGACUUGCCUCAAGCUCAGAUCGGUACAAGUCCUCAUCACCACCGCCGCCGUGGCCUCCGUCGGCCUUUACACACCUCUCUUCUACCUCAUACUGGAUGCACAGACGGAGGGGCUAGAGGACUCUGCACUCAUCCUUCUGCAGACGUUCCUUGGGUUUGCUUACGCACUGGGCUGCAUCGGCUUUGGGCUGAUCGUGGUGAGGCAGAGCGCCCAGUGCAUGAUCUCCCGCCAAUACUUGUGUCAGGCCUCCAUGUACGGGCUGGGAGUGACUAUGCUGGCAUUGACGGCGGUGCGGGGCUACUACGGCUACGUUCUUUUCAUGUGGCUGUACGGGGUGCUGUUAGGGGGCGCGCACUACGCCUUCCAGAUGCUGACCCUGGAGAAGGUCCGGGCCAGACACUUCUCGCGGGCAUGGGGAUACAUCCAAGGGUCCACGGCGCUGCCCAUACUGUUGGGAGUGCCUGUGACGGGCUACAUCAACGAGAGCAACCCGAAGAGCGGCUACUUCUUCGCAAGUCUCUUCUUGCUGGGCGGUGCCUCCUGCCUCUUCCUGCUGAACUACUUUCGUGAGCGGCUCUCGAAGCACGAUACCACCGUCUCCUUCACCACCGUGGACUCACACUUGGCACAUGACCCUUACGCGGUGCCUCUCGAAAACGGGGGCGGCGGGGCGACUGCGGGGGUCACUGGCAGCACCGGGAGCAGCAAAGCUCCAAUGCCCCCGCCACCGCAGCUCCCCCAAGCCCCUGUGUGCACCUGCGGCGCUGACUCCAACGCUCCGCCGCCUCCGCCAUCCCUGCAACCCCAAGGCAGCGGACAAGAACCCGCCAAGACCACGGCAGCAAUGAACAAGUUGGGCAAGACCAUCUCUUUCGCCACUUCGGUGGAUGUGAUGGAGCCACGGCUGAGGCCUGAGCUGCUCACCUGCAUCUCCGAAGAGGGGCUGCUAGACCACUACUACGACUACGUGGUGGACUGUGUGUCCGCCUGCCGUCACGAUGACGGCUUCUGCAGCGAGCGAGGAAGCGUGGACGGCGAGGCAGACGACGUCGACGGGGAGAUAAUGGAAAACCGCCUGCGCCACCAACACCAGCACCGCCCCCACGCCUCGCCACACCCCAGGUUUCGUGUGCACCUGCCGGCCGGGAGGCGCCUGGGCCAGGCCAGUGGUGUCAGCUUCAGCGAGCCCGAGGACUUGGCCAGACUGGGCCAGGGCGGCUGUGGGAGCGGGCAGCGGCUGGCCCACUCGUCCCCUGCCCACUACACCCACGAGUACACGCCCCCACCCCUCCCCGCCCCGAGGCCGCCCAUCCUUCGUCGUCAGCCACAGUCUUCACGCCCGCGACGUAACAUCACCGUCAUAGAGGAGAUGACCACCUCUGUGUGACCCCCCCCGCCCCGGCGCUGCUGCUGCUGCUGCUGCUGCUCCCGCCAUGCCCCUCACUCAGAAUUGGCAGCCAUCCACGCCCCCCACAACACACCCACGCGCGCCAGUCAGUGAUUCAAUGACUGCGUAGGGGAGCCGCGCCGCGCUGCAGUCCCGCCGCGGCGGUAAUGGAUACUGACCCUCUAGUCACUCAAGUGACUGGCUCAUAGACCUUGUUGAGGGACUUGGAACUCGACACUUUAAAU
Eriocheir sinensis (Chinese mitten crab) is the source of this 2155-nucleotide messenger RNA. Its product is annotated as monocarboxylate transporter 12-like. The transcript is spliced from 7 exons. The record is from RefSeq and is a predicted model, not a curated record. The coding region runs from base 105 to 1910 and encodes 601 amino acids. NCBI's taxonomy places the organism in Eukaryota, Metazoa, Arthropoda, Malacostraca, Decapoda, Varunidae. Gene Ontology annotation, biological process: transmembrane transport. Gene Ontology annotation, molecular function: monocarboxylic acid transmembrane transporter activity.